Messenger RNA from Ceutorhynchus assimilis (cabbage seed weevil), 457 nucleotides. Lineage: Eukaryota; Metazoa; Arthropoda; Insecta; Coleoptera; Curculionidae. The record is from the annotation of a GenBank genome assembly.
GAAAGUAGUAGAUGUUGUAGAUAAUUAAAACUAAUAAAUUGUAAUAAAAUAAAUCUUUAUAUGCAUAUUGUUUUGAUUUUUGUUUUCACCCCUCACUUUUGUUUAGUUCCCAUUAUAAGCAAACAUUUGAUGAAAACAAGGUUAGUUCUAGUCAAAAAUGGGACGUGCUAACAACACCAUAGAUAAAUUUGGUCAUCAGAGAGUAUAUCAUAAACACCAGUUCUUACGUGGUGCACAGGGAAAUGGGUUCAAGUUAACUUUCGAUGGUCACUAUGAUAUUGAAGUAAAGCAUUUAUCAAAUGUUGCAAAACCGAUAGCAGACAAUGAUGUUAGCACCCAAGAAUUUGUUCUUGACAAAAUUAGGACAUUUCAUCAACAAAUGAAAUAUGCAUUAGAUGAAUUAUUGGAAAAUCGUAUUAAAGAAAGAUUUAAAAACACAGAUAAAAAAAAUGGAUGA